Molecule: messenger RNA, 6723 nt
Organism: Paramisgurnus dabryanus
Lineage: Eukaryota; Metazoa; Chordata; Actinopteri; Cypriniformes; Cobitidae
Gene: tanc1a
Product: tetratricopeptide repeat, ankyrin repeat and coiled-coil containing 1a
Molecular function (GO): protein binding
Source: RefSeq, a predicted model, not a curated record
GCGCGACAGAGGGGAGGAGUCGAUAGACUGCGCUUACUCACUCGAGUUAAAAAGUUAUAUUUGGACCAAGAACGCGGGAGUAACUCGGGGUUUGUGAGGUAUACAUCUCCAAACAGGAAUAAAGGACUGCGGUAAAGGUAGUAAUCGUACCAUGUUUAAGCCAGUGAUGAAGAAAGGUAGAGAGGGAGGAGGGAGAAUCAGCAGAAGGGAUGCAGGAAGUCAAUCUCUUAGUCCAAGUUACCAUCACAGUUUUAAGGAGGAGAGGAUUGUGGUCCUUCAGAAUCACAGCAGUGGUCUCCUCCCGGUGCAGCCGUACCCUGCAGAGCAGGUGCUGAGGCCGAGUUUGACCAGAGGAGUGUCUGUAUCUCUCCCCUCGUCCCCACUGCUCCCUCCUCGCCAGCCCUAUGUUUCGCCUGUACGACACAAGUCCCCAGGUUCAAUAAAGACACCUAAACAUGUGGACAGUCCUCGUGUUCCUGGAGAUCCUGUCACUUGUGCUCUGAAGAACAGAAAGAGGAACAAUACUGAGCUCCUCUCGCCGGCUGAGUCUGGCUCCUCCCCGGCUGUCCAGGAGCUCAUGACCCGGUUGGGCUUCCUGCUGGGAGACGCCAUCCCCACCUCAUCGCAAAAAAGCAUGGAUGAGAAACAGUGUAUAGUGUCUAGUCAGGGCGUGAGUCCCUGCUCCACUCUGACCAACAGUACGGCGUCUCCCAGCGCUGAGAGCCCAUGCUCCACUUUACCUGAGAGCUCAUCCAGGACUCCUGUCACCUCCACCGUCAUCACCACACCCAGCUCCACCCUGGAGAGCAAGGACAGUGGAAUCAUAGCAACUGUCACCAGUUCCAGUGAGAACGAGGAGCGCUGCGGCUCUAGUUUGGAGUGGGCGAAAGAUGGAGGUGCAGGUUUAAGGGGCGAGAGUGGGCGUGGCCAUCAACCGCCCUGCACUCCCAUCACUCAGGAGAAGCCGGCGGUGUCUAGCGAUGCCCAGCCGAGAACCAGUGCAACGGGGGGUUCGGCGCCUGUUGUGACAUCACCUGCCGAUGGACCAGUCACGUAUCACAGCACUUCUUUGGUUAUGCCACGCCCAAAUUCAGUGGCAGCUACCAGCAGCACUAAACUAGAGGAGCUACGAUAUCUGGAUGAACAGAGAAAUGCUCCCCAGCGUUCCUCUAUGCGUUUGGCCUGGCAUGGAGCUCACACAGGGGGGCGCAGUCAAGAGAAUAAAGCUCGUCUCACACCCUACAAACCGGUGGACAUUAUGCUCAAACCUCUGCUUUUCGAGGUCCCCAGCGUCUCUAUGGACACAGUGUUUGUGGGUCGUGACUGGCUGUUCCAGCGGCUGGAAGAGGUGCUGACGGGGGGAGGAGAGGUCGGUGAGGGGAGAGGAGCCGUCAUCGUGGGCAGUGUCGGUUUCGGAAAGACAGCUGUGAUCUCACGUCUCGUAGCUCUCAGCUGUCACGGUGGACGUAUGAGACAGAUCGCGUCUAACAGUCCAGAAGCAACACCACAAAGUCGAGCAGCUGAUGCUUAUCAAACCAAUCAGCUGAACCCACCCUCGCAGAGUCCCCUCCGAAGCAACAGUUGCCCCCCUACACCUGACACAAACCGGCACAGAGAGGGCGCAGUUAAACGCCUGGCUAGCAAGGUGGUGGCAUACCACUAUUGCCAAGCUGAUAACACGUACACAUGUCUGGUCCCGGAGUUUGUGCACAGCGUGUCGGCCCUGCUGUGCCGAGCUCCUCGCCUCGGUGCUUACCGAGAGCUCCUACUCCGAGAGACGCACCUACAGGGGUUGCUCAGCUUACGCUCCUGCGUCCAGGACCCUGUCGCCGCCUUCCGUAAAGGAGUGCUGGAGCCCCUCACGCUCUUACGCAAGGAGAGAAAGAUUCCAGAGGAGGAUUACAUCAUUCUGGUGGAUGGUCUGAACGAAGCCGAGUUCCACAAGCCAGACUAUGGAGACACCAUUGCCUCCUUUAUCACCAAAAUCAUCUCCAAGUUUCCUGUUUGGCUCAAAGUGAUUGUAACUGUCAGGAUUAACCUGGUGGAUGUAACCAGUCUCCUCCCCUUUCCCAUCAUCUCCCUGGAUGACUUCCAUGACAACAAGGAUAUAACUUCUGACCUCACCUCUUACAUCCAGCACCGUAUAGACCACAGCCCUGACAUCAUAGACAACAUUGCCAUUAAUGGCAAGCCUGACCCGGCUAACAUCUCCAAGCUCAGCGCCCAUUUGGUUGGCCUCAGUCUGGGCUCAUAUCUGUACCUAAAAUUAACUCUUGACCUGUUCGAGAAGGGUCACCUGGUCAUUAAAAGCUCCAGCUAUAAGGUGAUACCGGUGUCUCUGUCCGAGCUCUACCUGCUUCAGUGCAACAUGAAGUUCCCAUCGUCCUCUGCGUUCGAACGAGUCCUGCCCAUGUUGAAUGUGGCCCUGGCAUCAUUGCACCCUCUGACAGACGAGCAACUCUUUCGAGCACUCAACGCCGGCUCUGUGAAAGGAGAACUGGACUGGGAGGAUUUCCAGCAGCACAUGGACGCCCUUUCUAGCUUUUUGAUUUGCAGAAGGGACAGAACGCGCAUGUUCUGCCACCCAUCGUUUAGAGAGUGGCUGGUGUGGAGGGCAGAUGGCGAGAGCACUGACUUUCUGUGUGACCCUAGAAGCGGACACGCUCUGAUGGCCUUCAUGCUUUCACGUCAAGUUGGAAAACUCAACCGCCAACAAACCAUGGAGCUGGGCCACCACAUUCUUAAAGCACACAUAUUCAAGGGUCACAGUAAGAGAACAGGGGUAUCCUCCAGUAUUUUGCAACCCUUGUGGAUCAGCUACAGUACAGACAGUCUCUCAGCGGCUCUAUCCUCCCUCAGAAACCUAUACACACCCAAUGUCAAGGUGUCCCGGUUGCUGAUUUUGGGAGGGGCGAGUGUGUCUUACCGUACAGAGGUGCUGAACAGUUCACCAAUACUGUGUGUGCAGUCUCACUUGGGUCACCUGGAGAUGGCCGCUUUGCUGCUGGAGUGUGGCGCUCCAGUAGAUGGGCAGUCAGAGAACGGCAUGACUUCCCUCUGCUACGCAUCCGCCUCGGGACAUCAGCCUCUUGUCACCUUACUUUGCAGGAAAGGGGCAAAGGUGGAUCAUGCUGAUAAAAGCGGUCAGUGCGCACUGGUUCAUGCUGCUCUCCGAGGUCAUGCUGAGAUUGUGCAGUAUCUUCUGGAGCAGGAUUGGAGCUUAGAGCUGAAAAACAAAGCACUGCAGCAGGCACUGAUAGCUGCCUCCAGUAUGGGACACACACAGGUUGUUAAAAGGAUGCUGACAUUAAAUAAUGAUGAGUUCUCAGUGCAGAUUGAUGGUCAUGACACUUUGUGGGGAGAAACAGCUCUAACUGCUGCUGCAGGGCGGGGCAAAUUAGAGGGGUGUGUCUUCUUGCUGGAACAGGGAGCCAAUGUAGCCCAGCCUAACCGCAGAGGCGUGGCACCCAUCUUUAAUGCAGUCAGACACGGACACGCACAGAUAGCGGAGUUGUUUCUGCAGCGUGGUGCUGAUGUGAACUGUAGCGAUAAACAUGGACGUUCUCUACUGAUGGUGGCUGCUAGCGAGGGACACUUAGAAACCGUGGACUUCCUGCUAGCACAGGGCGCAUGUCUGACAGCGGCAGAUAAGGAAGGUCUGACUCCGCUGGGAUGGGCUUGUUUGAAAGGCCAGAAGAAAGUCGUGGAGUUUCUGGUGGAGAAAGGAGCUCAGAUCGACCACACAGAUAAGCAUGGACGGACCCCGCUGGAUCUGGCUGCGUUCUAUGGAGACGCGGACAUAGUGCAUUACCUGGUCGAGUGCGGAGCCGCGAUCGAACAUAUGGACUACAGCGGCAUGAGACCUUUGGAUCGGGCCAUAGGUAGCAGGAACACCUCCGUCGUGGUCACCCUGCUGAAGAAAGGGGCCAAAUUGGGCUACCGAACGUCACCUUAUGAGCGAUCAGGAAAUGCUGCGUGGGCCAUGGCCACAUCCAAACCUGACAUCCUCAUCAUACUUCUUCAGAGACUCAUGGAGGAGGGAAAUCUGCUUUAUAAGAAAGGGAAGAUGAAGGAAGCGGCUCAGAGGUAUCAAUAUGCACUAAGGAAGUUUCCAAGGGAAGGUUUCGGGGAGGACCUCAAGGCCUUCAGGGAGCUGCGGGUUUCUCUUUAUCUCAACCUGUCCCGCUGUCGCCGCAAAACCAACAAGAUCCUCAGUGGCUCUUCAUACAACUGGUCUGAGAGCAGUUCGACUGCAGCUUAUGAUUUUGGCAUGGCUGAGGAGUUCGCCACCAAAGCGCUCGAGCUAAAGCCCAAGUCCUAUGAGGCAUUUUAUGCCCGUGCCAGAGCCAAGAGAAGCAGCAGGCAGUUUGCAGCAGCGUUGGCUGAUCUCUAUGAAGCCGCCCGUCUGUGCCCAAGUAACAGAGAGAUCCGCCGUCUUCUGGCGCGCGUGGAGGAAGAAUGCCAACACCUGCAAUGUCAGGGUUCGAAACACCCUUCCUCUCAUCCCAAUCCCUCACACCAUGAGGAAGACCACGAUGAUGAUGACGACGACGACGAUGAUGAAGAGGAUGACGACGACGAUGAACACGACAUUGAGAGUUUGGAGAAAAGCCCAGACAGCCUUAGCGUUAACAUGUUGCAGGCAGGCGAAGAUGAAGAAUCAUCGCGGAAAGAAAACUGGCACCAGAGUCGCACAUUGCCUGACUCUCUGUGCCUCGCGGUAGCGGACUCUCAAUCCGCCAGCUCCGCCGCUGCUCCUGGUCGCUCCGCCAACCGUCGCCUCUCGUCCAGACAAGCUCAGAGCAUGAAAAACCGCGAGUACGGCGGCUCAUUGUUUACCCAGAGUGCCGGGUCCAGCCCCAUGCCGAGCCGCCACCGGCCCACUUCUCUCCGAGCGGGGCCUUGUAUUGACAUCGCUCACCAAGGCACAGAGCACAGCAUCGACAGAGGCAAUCAGUUCACAGAAAAAACACCUCUGCCUGCUGAGGUCGCCAUCGAGCCCAGGGGAGAAUUUUGCAGGAGCAGUAGCGUGCGCGUGUCCGGCUCCUCCAGUGGAAACCUUGCGGAAAACAGCCGAGCGCGCAACUCUACCACUAGCGCUCCCGACACGCAUAAGCCACGCCCAUUUAUGGGGGUCAUUGACAAGACUGCGCGAUUUCAGCAGCAGCAGCAACAAAGUCACCACGCCAACCUAGUGUCCGGUUAUGGCUGGCAAGGACUCGAAAGCCACAACGUAGGCGUUGGCACAAACACACAUGCACAGGGACUAACCAGUGACCUCCAGUACCCCAAAACAAGUCCUUAUCAAGAACCCGAGAAGUUUCUAGCUUCUGGUUCUGGAUACAAGGACCCCCUACAGCAGCAUUACAACGAGAGCAAGCACAAGCAGGCCAGUUUGGCACGAGACAACCCCAUCCUGAUCAGCUCCAUCAAACCGAAACGCUCUUUCAUUGAAUCCAACGUGUAGCUACAAACUCUGACUUACGUAAAGCACAAAGUAUGACCUAAAUAGGGACUUAGCUGUCGUAAAUUCCCAUCCCAAGUUAAAACUCAAGACAAUACUGGAAAGGUGGAUGGACAGCUUCAUUUGCAGCUUCAGAGGUAUUUAAACAUAUUUGAAAUGCAUAUACAAACACAAGAGAGCAGAGAUAUGAUUCAGAUUAUUAUAUAAUGGAUUAAGAUAAAUGAUCUCACUAUAGACUGUGUGUCAUACGGUAGGAUUGCGGAUGAGUCCUGUUGUGUAUUCAAAUGCAUCUCUUGUAAGGUUGAAUGGAGUUGCGUGUGUGUGGUGUGUGUGUGUGUGUGUGUGUGUGUUUGGAGAGGAAUGUGCUAUAUUUCUUUCAUUUCUCUUUACCCACCGUUUGGACUAAUUUAUUUAUGGCUUGGUUGUCUAAUUAAAACAAUAUUCUAUUUUAUAUAUUAGUUAUUUUUGCACAGCUGUAUGUUAUGAAAUACCACUAUGAUUGUGAGAUGUAUAAAAGAGACUUCAGGUUUACAUGCAUGAACCGCAUUUACUGUAGGUAUCGAAGAGGAUAUAGAUGCUAUUUCAUAUGUACUGUAUAUUAUUUGCAUCAAUUUCAUGUAUAGGGCUGUUAUGUAUUGUAUUUAAAUAUUUCAGCAUUAUAUACAAACAAAAAAAAAAGAGUUUGGCUUAUUGUAGUUUAUUACACAAUUAAAUCGUUAUUCGUGACCCUGUCUGAGAAAAACAUCUGUUUUAUCCUCCUACAUAAUGUUAAGAGCAUUCUUUAAAAAAUUUAAUAUUGACUGAGUAAGGUCAUGUCAGCGAUUGAAAUCAGUAAAUGAAAUCAAACUUGAAUGCUCCUAAUCUCAUCAUAAGUUUAUGAGACUUUAACCUGGAUUUCACAGACAGGGUCACAUAUAUUCAAAGUAUGAAUCUGAUCCCAGUUUUACCCAAUACUUGCAUUUUAUUUCCAGUAUAAGAUUUAUUAAGGAAAACGGUGCUAAAUGCACAGGCUCAGGCUGAAGUAUAGUAGGUAUGCGGCUCACUCAUGUCUCUAUGAAACUGUAUUCUGGGUUAAAUAUGGCUUGGGUCCAUCAUUCAAGUCUAUAGGAUUUGUUUUGCAUCCACCAGGCAGAAACUAUUAAAGGGUAUCUACUGUGCCCGUUUUUACAAGAUGUAAUUAAAAAACAAAUCUUGUGGUGGUGACCUAAGACUUUUGCCAGUACUGUACUCAUACACACCUACACACCAAAAGAAAUGUA